Lactuca sativa (garden lettuce) is the source of this 2370-nucleotide messenger RNA. RefSeq lists its product as uncharacterized. Gene Ontology annotation, molecular function: protein dimerization activity. The record is from RefSeq and is a predicted model, not a curated record. Lineage: Eukaryota; Viridiplantae; Streptophyta; Magnoliopsida; Asterales; Asteraceae.
AUGUUAAAAGUUGAAAAUAAUGAACUUGUAGUGAUGAAGUCUAAACAACCAUCCGGUUAUCAAAAACGUAAAAAGAGAAAACUAGAUGAAGAAAAGAGAAAGGUUGACGUCGGUGCUCUAGAUAAGUUUAUCCAUAGACAACCUGUUGAAGAGCACAUUGAAGAACAUGUUGAAGAGCACAUUGAAGAACAUGUUGAAGAGCACAUUGAAGAGCAUGUUGAGGAGCACAUUGAAGAUCAAGAGCAUGUAGAAGUAGAAGAGACAGAAAAGCAUGAGCCUGUUAAAGAGAUUGUUGAUAUAUAUGAUCCAAGAAGGUGGGAAAAACUUAAUUCUGAUGAGAUUAAAAUUUUGGUUGAAAAAGGUCCUAAAAGAGAUAAUAGUAUUAUGUAUGGUCCCUAUGAUAAAUUUGGUAGACGAUUUUCUGCAGCUUUAUAUACAAAAACUUUAUCAAAUUUGGAGAAGUGUGAUAGAGAAUGGUUAGUAUAUUCGAAAGAGCUAGAUAGGGUAUUUUGUUUUUGUUGUAAAGUGUUUAGAAAAGGGAUUUCGAAAGGUAAAUUGGAUGGUGAAGGUUAUGCAGAUUGGCACCAUGUUACCACUAGGGUUAAAGAACACGAAAUUUCAUUGGAUCAUCUUACAAAUAGGAAUAAGUGGUUUGACAUGCGUAAAAGAUUGAACUUGAACGAAACAAUUGAUAAAGUUCAACAUGAGCAGUUCAAGAAAGAAAGAGAUUACUGGAAACAAGUGCUUUUAAGAAUUAUUGCAGUUGUGAAGUUUCUUGCUAAACAUAAUUUAGCAUUUCGCAGAUCCAAUGAAAAGUUGUAUCAAAAAGAGUUUGACCCUGUUAUCAAAGAGCAUGUGCAACGCAUCACAAGUGAAGGACUUCAUGUGCAUUAUCUUGGCCACCUAAUCCAAAACGAACUAAUAUCUUUUCUAGUUGAAGAAAUUAAAAAAGAACUUAUCAAGAAGAUAAAGGAAGCAAAGUACUACUCAAUCAUACUUGAUUGUUUUUUGAAUGUUGAUGAUACCUCCGGAAAAGGAUUAUUUGAUAUUACACUUGAGGAGUUAAAGUCUCUUGGUCUUCAAAUUGAUGAUAUGCGUGGUCAAGGCUAUGAUAAUGGAGCAAACAUGAAAGGAAAACACCAAGGAGUGCAAAAGAGAUUUUUAGAUAUAAAUCCUAGAGCAUUUUACACUCCUUGUGGUUGCCAUUCUCUUAAUCUAACAUUAUGUGAUAUGGCUAACAAGUGUGUUAAAGGAAAGAACUUUUUUGGAUUCAUCCAACGUAUUUAUACUAUCUUUGCAAAUUCUACUAAGAGGUGGGAAAUUUUGAAAGAUAAUGUUAAAGCUUGGAGUCUUAAGUCAUUAUGUCAAACUCAUUGGGAAAGUCGAGUUGAGAGUGUAAAAGCUAUUAAACUGCAACUUGUGGAUGUACGGGAAGCUUUACUUCAAGUUGGAGAAAAAGAUAAUGAUGCUGCAAUUGCAAGUGAAGCAACUUCACUAGCAGAAAAAGAACUUAGUGACUUUGAAUUUUUGGUAUCAACUGUUGUUUGGUAUGAAGUACUAAACCGUGUGAAUAUUGUGAGUAAGAAGUUACAAUCAAAGGAUAUGCAUCUUGAUAAUGCCAUUACAGAAAUAAACAAAUUGAUUGGGUACUUCAAGGAUUAUAGAGAGACUGGUUUUUCAAAAGCGAUUGUUGAAGCUAAGGAGAUUGCUAUUGAAAUGGGUAUUGAUCCAAUAUUUCCACAAAAGCGUUUGAUUGAAAGGAAAAAAAGGUUUGAUGAGAGUUCAAGUAGCGAAGAAGUUUCAUUUACACCUGAAGAGAAUUUCAGAGUCAAUUAUUUCUCAUUGUUGAUCAAGCUAUUUCUUCUCUUGAGACAAGAUUUGAACAAUUCAAAGAGUAUGAUAAAGUAUUUGGUUUUUUUAUUUCCACAUAAUUUGAGGGGAAUUGAAGAUAAAGAUCUUAAGUUAUAUUGUUAUCGUCUUGAAAAAGCACUCAAGUUUGAAGAAAGAUCAGAUAUUGAUGCCGAGGAGCUUUAUACGGAAUUGAAAUUAUUUGAGACAUUGGAAACCAAUGAAUUUAGCAAUCCUAUAGAUGUUUUGAAGUUUUUGAGAGAACUUGAUUAUUUCCCAAAUGCAAGCAUUGCAUAUAGAAUAUUGUUGACUAUUCCAGUAACGGUCGCAUCUGCAGAAAGGAGUUUUUCCAAAUUGAAAUUUGUGAAAUCUUACUUACGCUCCACAAUGACCCAAGAAAGACUUAGCGGGUUGGCGAUGAUAUCUAUCGAGAACGAAAUCUUAGAGAGUAUAGACUACGAAGGGUUGAUCAACCAAUUUGCAAUCAAGAAUGCUAGGAGAGCUUCAAGGGUCGUCGGUUAG